CCUCUUCUUCUCCGGUUCCUCGUCAUAACAACACGGCGGCGCUUUGAUCUCGGAGGAACGUCACGAGACUCUCGGUAACCGACGGUAACCGACGAGUUCCCCGGUAACGGGGCCGAGCGGAAGUUGUGGAGCUCAAACUUAGAGUGCGUUUGCUAACACACACACAACACACACACACACACACCACACACACACACACACCGGGAGGACACGGAGAGCUCGUGACAACCGACACUCUUCAGGACUGGACUUGUGAUGUAGUCCUUUCACCGUACUGUCCGACUGUCUAACUGCCGUCUGAGGUGGAGGAGGUGGUUUGAGCUCCGAUCACAGCGAUGGAUGAAGACACCCCGACUCUGAAGCCCAGACGGAUCCAGAAUCAGAACGUGGUUCACCGCCUCGAGAGGCGACGGAUCUGUUCGGGCCGACCCGGAGCGCACUGGUACAGAGUACGCUGCUUCCACCAGAACCUUUUCCCCAACUUCACCGUGGUCAACGUGGAGAAGCCGCCCUGCUUUCUGAGGAAGUUCUCCCCAGAUGGACGCUGCUUCAUCGCCUUCUCCUCUGACCAGACGUCUCUGGAGAUUUAUGAAUAUCAAGGCUGCCAGGCGGCUCAGGACCUGCUCAGAGGUCAAGAGGGGGAGACUCUUCUAACCGCCAACGACCAGCGUUCCCUCAACAUCAGAGGCCGGCUGUUUGAGCGUUUCUUCUCGUUGCUCCACGUCACCAACGUGGCCUCCAACGGAGAACACCUCAACCGGGAAUGCAGCCUCUUCACGGACGACUGCCGCUACGUCAUUGUCGGGUCGGCUGUGUACGUCCCCGAGGAGCCGCCGCCGUACUUCUUUGAGGUGUAUCGCAACAACGAAUCUGUGACUCCCAACCCCAGGUCUCCGCUCGAGGACUACUCCCUCCACAUCAUCGACCUCCACACCGGCAGGCUGUGUGACACCAGGUCCUUCAAGUGUGACAAGAUCAUCCUGUCGCACAACCAGGGUCUCUACCUCUACAGGAACAUCUUGGCGGUGCUGUCGGUGCAGCAGCAGACCAUUCACGUGUUUCAGGUCACUCCAGAGGGAACGUUCCUCGACGUGAGGACCAUCGGGCGGUUCUGUUACGAAGACGACCUCCUGACUCUUUCAGCGGUUUACACGGAGGCUCAGGCCGAGAGUCAGCCGGGCUUCCCUCGCCUGUACACUGACAAAACCAUCAACUCCCUCAAACACAGGCUGCUGGUCUACCUCUGGAGGAGGGCCGAGCAGGACGGCAGCGCCACCGCCAAGAGGAGGUUCUUCCAGUUUUUUGAUCAGCUGAGGAGGUUGAGGAUGUGGAAGAUGCAGCUGCUGGACGAGCAUCACCUCUUCAUUAAAUACACCAGCGAAGACGUCGUCACGCUCCGAGUCACCGACCCCUCGCAGCCGUCAUUCUUCGUCGUCUACAACAUGGUGUCCACCGAGGUGCUCGCCGUCUUCGAGAACACCUCCGACCAGCUGCUGGAGCUCUUUGAGAAUUUCUGCGACCUUUUCCGAAACGCCACGCUGCACAGCCAGGCGGUCCAGUUCCCGUGCUCGGCGUCCUCCAACAACUACGCUCGACAGGUCCAGAGAAGAUUCAAAGACACCAUCGUGAACGCCAAAUACGGAGGGCACACGGAGGCGGUGCGGCGGCUGCUGGGUCAGCUGCCCAUCAGCGCCCAGUCGUACAGCAGCAGCCCGUACCUCGACCUCUCUCUCUUCAGCUACGACGACAAGUGGGUGUCGGUGAUGGAGAGACCCAAGACCUGCGGAGACCACCCCAUCAGGUUUUACGCUCGGGACUCCGGCCUGCUGAAGUUUAAGAUCCAGGCCGGCCUGCUGGGGCGGCCCGUGAACCACGCCGUGCGACGCCUGGUCGCCUUCACUUUCCACCCCUUCGAACCAUUCGCCAUCUCCGUCCAGCGCACCAACGCCGAGUACGUGGUCAACUUCCACAUGAGGCACGUCUGCGCGUGAGCGGCAACUGAACUCACGGCCAGGAGUCAGAUUGCCCGAUCGGUCGGCGGUUAGCGGUGACAAUACAACAAACGCGUCCUCCAUCAGGAGGCACGAAGCAGUUUGUUCUCCUCCUCCAGAGAAAUCAGCAGUGCACUCCUCUUCAUUCUCCUCCUGAUGGAAACCACUGUUCCUCCUCCAUCACACAGUGGUCACUCCACCCCGUCCCUCCGCGAGAAAGGCAGCAAUUCUGCCUCUUUUUUUUUCUUCCUAUUCGUCUGCGCCGCUUCGCCUCCUCUUUCCUCCCCCCUCCACCUUCCCUCCACAGAACAAAGAGGGGGACCCGUGGGGGAGGAGAGGCUGGGAGAAGUGUAAAUGGAGAUGUAGAGAGAGUGAUUGAUGUGCGACGGAGGUGGGAGCCGCAGGUAGCCGGACCUCAGAGGUGUUUUCUUUUUCCCGCCGCGCGCUGAAAGCUGCACAUCAGAAUCGCUCAUGCAGACGGUCCGACAAACUUCGUGUUUCCUCACAUGAAGAGGGAAAGAAUGAUUUUAUAUUCCGUCGUUUUUACAUAUUAUUGUUUGUUUUUUUACGUAUUACCACUUGUAUAUAUUUUAUGCCAAUAAAAGUGUCUAAAUUUUA
This is a messenger RNA of Larimichthys crocea (large yellow croaker), 2609 nucleotides long. It is a transcript of the gene det1, whose product is annotated as DET1 partner of COP1 E3 ubiquitin ligase. Gene Ontology annotation, cellular component: cullin-RING ubiquitin ligase complex; nucleus. The record is from RefSeq and is a predicted model, not a curated record. The transcript is spliced from 9 exons. Gene Ontology annotation, molecular function: ubiquitin-like ligase-substrate adaptor activity; ubiquitin protein ligase binding. NCBI's taxonomy places the organism in Eukaryota, Metazoa, Chordata, Actinopteri, Sciaenidae. Gene Ontology annotation, biological process: protein ubiquitination; positive regulation of proteasomal ubiquitin-dependent protein catabolic process. The coding region runs from base 336 to 1991 and encodes 551 amino acids.